CGCAAAGUCAACACGACUUCUUCGGUGUCUACUAGACAUUCCUUUGAAUUGUUGAUUUUCGUAUUUCUACAACUCGAAGACACUCCACUUCCUCAGUAUCAUACAUCGCAACCAUGUUAUCGAGGUUCUUCGUCCUCUUGCCCAUGGUGUUGUCCAUGGUGGCCUUUAUCCUCUCAAUGCUCUGCCUUUUUGCUGGUCACAAGGAAGGGUUUAUGGAAGAAUACUCUGUUGCACGGCUCAACACUUCAAUGAUUGGCCAUAACGUUCUCGACACGGACAGCGACGCUUCUUCUAAUGACAACAAUGAAGAUGAUGGCUUCUUUGGCAAGGUCACCGACAAGUGGAACGAAGUUAAGGACGAUGUCAAGGGAAAGAUCAACGACAUCACUGGCGACGUUGCAGACAAGUUGGCCGAUACUAUUGGUAUUUCGGAGUGGUACUCCAUUCAUGUCAUGGCCACAUGUGAUGGACAGUACAAGCCCAAUGCCACGAGCCCUGGUGCUGGAUACAAUGUUACAGAGUGCACCAACUCUGCCCCUGAGAAACGCUUCAACCUCACCGAGAUGCUUGACAAGCAACUGUCCGUCGGUCCCUUCGAGCUGAGUCUUGCUGACAUCAACUGGCCCGAUGACAUCCAAGACUCUAUCGAUCUUCUCAACACGGCUCUCCUCGUUACAUUCGUCCUCUACGUCCUGGCAGUGGGUUUCUCCGGCCUCGCCAUGGUCGCGAGCGCCGGCGCAUUCUUCCUCUUUGCUCGUCGCGGCGUCAACGCCGUCAACGUCAUUCUUUCGGGGCUCGCCGCACUUGUACUCCUUAUCGCCAGCAUUCUCGUCACUGUGGCUGGGAAGAAGGGUGUCAACAAGAUCAACGACAUCGGCGAUGAUGUUGGGCUGUCGGCGUCUAUUGGAAAUAAGUUCCUGGGGCUGACCUGGGCUGCUGCUGCUCUCAUGAUCGUCGCGGCUAUCUACUGGGUCAUGCAUUUGUGUCUUAUGCGACGCGAGAGAAAGAGACAGUGGAAGCCACGAAAGGGGAGCUACUAGAUUUGAUGAGACAUGAUGACUAGACUGAUGAUUGGUUUUUGUUAACCAGAUUGGGCGCGACUAUGAUACCAAAGUGUUUUUACUUUCCUUUUGCAGUUUCAGAAUGAUCCCCUCCUUGAUUUUUUUUUUUAUACAAACAAGAAGAAUGGCACCUCUAGAUAGUCAGAUAGUAAGUAAUGCGAUAGCUGGUCUAUCUAAUCUACACGCAAACGUGUUCGUGUCUGUCAGUCAC
Molecule: messenger RNA, 1272 nt
Organism: Fusarium redolens
Lineage: Eukaryota; Fungi; Ascomycota; Sordariomycetes; Hypocreales; Nectriaceae
Product: actin cortical patch SUR7/pH-response regulator pali
Exons: 3
Coding region: 114-1040 (308 amino acids)
Biological process (GO): fungal-type cell wall organization
Cellular component (GO): cell cortex of cell tip; plasma membrane
Source: RefSeq, a predicted model, not a curated record